AUGACUUUUUUUAAUAAAUCAUCAAGGAAUAGUUUGAAUAAAUUAGUCUGUCGGUUGUCAUGGUUGCGGAAUUGUCUUUUAUUAUUCCAGUUAUGCCUUAUUUACAUUGGGAACACGUCAACUGUUCCUAUUGAAGACGUAAAACUAGUCGAUGGGAAUCAAUUGGCGCAUGUAUUAUUCGACUCAAAUGAUUUAUAUCAUAGUCUUAAAGUUAAGUCAGUAAUCGGUUCACCGUAUUUAAAUGUUGAUGCUGUUGGCUUACCAACAAGUGUUCAGUUUCCAAGUGAACCGAUCAGUGGACUAUUUUUAACUCCAACAUCAUUUGAGCAAUAUAAAGAGUCAACUACACUUGGGGAUGGAGAUGAUUUGAUUGAUUGUCCAUGGAAUUUGACAGCAUGUGUUUCAGGACAGUUUACAAUUCGAUUCACUGUUCAACCUGAAGAUAACGAUGAAAUAUACAAAACUAAAACGCACAUUGUCAGUCUGUUAGGCUCAUAUUUCACUAAUAAUGAAGCGACACCAUGGGCACUUCAAGCUUUUAUCUUACCCGGAUCAAUAUUAUCAGUUAACUGGGGUCAUUUAUCUAAUGAGGGAACAAAAUAUAUUCAAGUGCAUGAUAAUUCUAUAGCCUUGAUAACUGACCAAUGGAAUGUGAUUGAGAUUACAGUCAAUUUAAAAAAUCAUGAAAUAUAUACAAAGUUGACUAAUAAUAAUGGACAUGGUAUUCAGCAUAAAUCAGAAGCGAAUAUACCAUCGGCUAUCACCAGCAGCACCACUACUGAUAUAUUUAAAAGCAGAGCUUUACAAAAAUUUAUUGGAUUUAUGUUCGGACAAGCAUCACAGCUACAACUGACAAUUGAACCAGGUGUUACUUAUUCACUGAAAGAUUUUCAUCUUGAAUCACCAGACACCGUGAAACGUCGGACACCUCGACGAUUGAAUAAUCUAUUCGAUGAUAUACCUACUAAUCCAAUUAAGUAUAUUUCAUCAGUUAACUUUCCAGAAGGCAGUUUUGUUCGUUAUGAUUUUCGUAAUCGUCUACAAAGAACAGUUGAAGAGGAAGUGUUGACAAUUAAUUUCACUAUACCAUAUGGUGUAACUUCAGGUUUACUUUGGUUCAGUGAAGGUGAACAAUCAAAAAGUUAUGUGUACAUUAAAAAUUCACUGUUAUACUAUAUUUAUGCAAUUACUGACCAAACUGGGAAAGCUCAACGUACAGUCACAGAGGAGAUAUUUUUAAAUUCAACUCUGAUUCCAGAAAAGCCUCAAGUUCUUCAACUGAUAAGAGAUCGAGAUAAUUUGACGAUUACACUUGAUCAUCGUAGUCAUGCAAGCAAAUCUAUCGCUGGUCGUGCACCACUUGUGUCUACAGAUGGAAAAGUUUAUUUGGGUGGAUCAAGAAAUCCAGUUCGAGAUACAGAGGGAAAAGUGGAUAGAACAUUUGAAGGACGGAUUACAAAGGCUGAGAUCACGAGAAAAGGUGAUAAAGAUGUAAAUUUACUAAAUGCUUUAAUGGAUCCAAAUUGGAAGGAUUCAAUUCAACGAACUGGUAUCACAGAUGUACGAUUUCGUCUACCAACCUCACAACUUGUCAUUGGACCAACAUCAUCGAAUAAAAGAACUGGUCAUGGUGGUGGUUAUUCAUCCCUUGAAUCGGAAUUUUCACGGACUCCAGUACCAAUCACUUUUAUGGGCACAGAAGAUUCAAUUAUACGAUUUGACACAUGGAAUUUUGAAUUAUAUCGAUCAUUUAAAAUUGAAUUUUCAACUUAUGAACCAAAUGGUAUUCUAUUUUUUGUUGGACCUGAUCAAGAACACAGAGAUUUUGUCUGUGUUGAAUUAUUCGAUGGGAAUGUCUACUUUGUUUACGCUGUCGGUGGUCACUAUAAGCAUAUUCAGUUGAAUCCACCAAAUACUGUUGUCAAUGAUGGUGGUAUUUACAGUGUUUACGUAUCACGUAAUGCACAGCAUCGAUUCACAGUGAAAUUUAAUAAUCAGUUGGUUGAUGUUGAAGAGGGAAGUGAAGCUCAUCAAGCUGCAUUCGCAACAUAUACUUAUAUUGGAAGCAUUGAUAAUGUGGGUCGAUUGCCUUGGCAUGUAUGGUCACGUGAAAAUUUCGCCGGUUGUAUUCAUUCUAUUUUAGUUAAUGAAAACAGUUAUUUGGAUGUUUCAUCUCGAAUGAUUCAGCAUACAGAUAUUGGUCGUGGAAUUCGAUUAGGACAGUGUGAAGUACCUAAACAACGUUGUAACGAUAGAAUUUGUGGUGGCGGUCGAUGUUCUAGGCGUUCAUAUCCAUUCUUAGAAGAGUUGAAUUUUGCUUGUGAUUGUAGUGAAUCUGAUAAGACAUUUCCAGAGAAAACAAUGGAUAUUCGUCGAUCUGUUGGAUGCCAUCGAGAUGCUCCAAUUCUUGAAAUGGAUGGUGAUAUGGUCUAUGUGAUCGAUUUUGAGCAACAGAUUAAUAAACUGAUAACGCACACAGAUGAUAUUAGUCUACAGUUUAAAACUGAUGCACCUUUAACAGGACAAUCACGUCAUCUACCAUUGUUUUAUUCAGUUUCACGUGCAGACAAAUCAUAUUUCCGUGUUGAUUUAGUCGAUGGACAAAUACGUGUUCAAACGAAUAUUAAUCAUAAAGGCAAACCUCAUGCAUAUGAAGAAUUCUUUCUCCCAAGUGCAAUGCUCAACAAUAAUCAAUGGCAUACUUUGCAUAUUGCUCGUCGUGCAGACCAUAUAGUUAUAUCUGUUGACAGAGCUUCGGUAACUGGGAAAAUACCACUCCUGGACCCACAUGAUACCUUCCAGCUGAUUGCACAACAGAUCUAUUUAGGCAGUGCUGGACCACCGAAUUUUGGCUAUUAUCUAGAUCCUGCCACAAAGAAAACAAUCCUACCGCCAGGACCACGAUUCGUUGGUGAAUUCAGAAAUUUCUACUGGAACCAAUAUGAUUUAAUUGGUACAAAAGUGUUUCCAACAAAGUAUACAGCUCAGUUGUUAAAUCCACCUUCGAUCAAGCAUACCUUCCCAAUAUGGCCGAGAGAGCAGACUUAUGCAAUCACACUGAAGCCUAAUUUAAUUUAUGCACAUUUGAAUAGACCAAUUGAAAUGAAAAAUGGUGGUGAUACAUGGUUGAUUGAAUUUAAAACAAAUUAUGAUGGAAUAUUGUUCAGGGCUCGUGAUAUUCGGGAGCCUGACCGUAUACAUAUUACAGCGUUAAUUCUUGGAGGUCGUUUGCAUAUCGCUUAUUUAUUUCAUGAUCAACAAGGGGUGUAUCAGUUGGUCGGUGGACCGGGUACAGAUAAUGUAGCUGAUGGAAAAUGGCAUCGUCUUGGAAUAACAUUAAGAAAAUAUAAUAAAGAAAUUCUAGCCUAUCUAGAUGGUUAUUCGAAUGAGUAUCUCGUCGGUAAAAACUUGCGUCUAGACUUAUUUUCUCGAUUUGAUGUUUUCUUUGGUGGUAUACCUGUAAAUGAAUGGUCAACAUUGUUAAAUUUAUUACGUCAGCAUGCUGAUUCAUCGUUAGCAGUUAGCGAGAUUAAAAGUGGUCAACAACCUUCAUUCACUGGAUGCAUUGGAUCAUUUAAUAUCAGGGCUAAUAAUUUCACUGAUAAUUUACUAAAAAUAUACGAUAAUUUUUUGACUGCUUAUCCACCAAGUGAAUUAGUACGUGGUUAUUGUUUAGAUUUACAACGCUGUACACCAAAUUACUGUGAUAAUUAUGGAACAUGUAAACAAGUAUCGGACAAUGAAGUACAGUGUGUAUGUACUGGCACCGGGUUUACUGGUCCAAGAUGUCGUACACCAAUUUGUAAUUCAGGCUAUUGCGCUAAUAGAGGUCAGUGUUAUAUUGGACCUAAUGAUCAACCACAGUGUAAUUGUACAAGAACAGGCUAUUGGGGAGAUCGAUGUCAAAUUCCAAUUUGUCCACCUGAUUACUGUGGUCGAGGAAGGUGUACAGUAGGACCAGAUGAUAAACCGAUAUGUGAUUGUACAGGAACAGGAUUCACUGGACAAAGAUGUCAUGAUACUGUAUGUACUCCAGGUUAUUGUGAACAUGGUGGUGUAUGUACUGUUGAUCUUAUCACUCAGCAGCCUAAAUGCAAUUGUAGAGGUACAGGUUAUGAUGGUCCAAGAUGUCAGAAUCCAAUAUGUCCUAUUAAUUAUUGUGAAAAUCAUGGAGAGUGUAGAGUUGAUUCAAAUGAUCGUCCAGUAUGUGAUUGUUCAAAAACUAAUUAUGCUGGUCCCACAUGUAGUAUAUCUUUAUGCCCACCGAACUACUGUACAGGACAUGGUGUAUGUGUUGUUAGACAAAGGAAUCCCACAUGUGAUUGUUAUCCAGGUUAUAGAGGAUUAAGAUGCGAAAUAGAGAUAUGUCCACCGAAUUAUUGUUUAAAUAAUGGUACUUGUUAUCCUGGACCAGACAAUCGUCCACAUUGUACAUGUCUUGUUAAUUAUGAAGGGGAACAGUGUGAAAGAGCCAAGCGUUGUCCACCAGACUAUUGUCUACGUGGUCGAUGUGAAAUGAUUCAUGGUAUGCCAAGAUGUGAUUGUUUAGGCACAGAUCAUAAAGGUACACACUGUGAAAUACCCGAGGUCUGUCCACCUGGUUAUUGUCAAAAUAAUGGUGUUUGUUCAGUAAGAGGUGGAAAUUAUGUAUGCGAUUGUACAGGAACAGGACAUCGUGGAAAAACAUGCUCGGAGCCUAUUUCAUGUCCACCAAAUUAUUGUUAUAAUGGAGGCAUUUGUUCAGUCCUACCAGGAAAUGUCUACAAAUGCGACUGUUCUAUGACAGCACGAAGUGGACCUCAGUGUGACAGUAGUGCUCAUGGUAUACAUAUAGGUUAUGAAAAUGAUGGUUAUUUAAUUUACAAUUUAAUUCCGUCUGUACGUACCACUGAGGACAAUGUAACGUUUGGUUUUAAAACAUACAUGACUACUGGAACAUUAGUCACUUUCAUGACAACAAAUGGAAAACAUUGGGCUAUUAAAUUACGUGAUGGACGUGUUGCUAUCGAUUUGGGGGGUAAAAUUAUGCACGAGUUUGGAGUACGAUCUAAUGAUGGAAAUUAUCACAUAGUUAAUAUAGAACGUAAGGGAAGAACAAUGGUGAUUAAACAAGAUGGUGAUGUCAUUCGAUUACCAUUAACAGGUUUAACCGAUCCGUAUGAUAACAGCUUCACCUACAACGCUAUUCAUGUAGCUGCGGAUGAAAAGAAGUCUGAUAUCUUCCGUGGAGUAAUCGGAGGUUUACACUGGAACGGACGAUAUCCUAUCAAUGAUUUACAUUCUGGUCGAGUUACAGCAACUGGCACAGUGACAGUUGUUCCAACGCCAAGCUUUCCUAUACUUCCACCAAAACCUCAGCCUGAAUGUUUACCAGGUUACUGUUUAAAUGGUGGCAGAUGUUAUGCACAGAAUUAUCAAAGAAGGUGUGACUGCCUUUAUACUGCAUACAACGGUGCACGGUGUGAAAGACAAUCUCGAGGUUUUAUGCCAUAUAGAGAAGAUAAUGGAGCAUAUGUGAUUUAUCACAUACAUCCGUUGAAUAGAACUAAUCGAGACCAGUUAAGAGUCGCUUUCCAAACCUGGCAACCGAAUGGACCAAUUGUUCGGGUUAUACAAACAGAUGGAUCAUACUAUGAAAUAUACUUGCGUAAUGAAAAACUCUAUGCCAGUAUCAAUGGUGCCGAAUUUCUCCUUAGCAGUCCAUUGCAAAUAUUCCAUGAUGGUCGUAUGCAUUUGAUUACAAUGGAUCGGGAUAAAUCUCAGUUCAAUUUCACAAUUAAUGGUCAUCAGACAUCCUAUAAUGUACCAGGUAUUGUAGCUGUGGACGGUUCAUUGAUCUCUCAAGAGAUCGUCCUUGGAGCUGAUCGGAACUAUCAAAACACAUUCAAAGGAGUUAUUGGAGCUUUCUACUGGAACGGUCAAUAUCUAAUUAACGAAGUUGGCUCACUUGUAUCCAGUGCUAAAGUCAUGUCAGGUCCAGGAAGAAAUGUUGCUAAAAAUAUGGAUGAAAUUGUUGUCGUCCUUAUGCCAGAAUUACUUAAACCCAGUACACCAGUACGAAAACCAGACACUGGACCAUUGCCUGAAACUCUGCCUGAUGGUAUUAUAAGCGGUGGUGUUGUUAUGCCUGGAUUGGGUACAGGGAAUGCUGAUCUUGGAGCACCAAUUUUCGUAUCGGAUGGUAAAGCCUACGGUGCUGGUGCAACUGGUAUCAAUCCUGGCACUGGACUUAUCCUUUCACAAGCUGGUGGAUUAUUCGGUUUAGGCGGUGCUAUGGUCGAUGCAUUAUUGGCUGGACUAUUAUUAGCUUUAUUAUUAUUAAUCUCUGCGCUAAUAUGGGCCUGUUGGAGAUGUAAACCUGGUUGUUGUGGUUGGUGUGCUGGUAAAUCAAGUCGUAUUGGUGGACGUAGUGCAUGGGAUAGAUUAGCUGCUGUAUGCUGUGCUGCACCUGAAAGUGCAAUAAUUGUAAAAGAGAAGAAACAUUUAUUGAGUGAUAAUGGGAACGGUGCUAUAGUUGAUGGAGGAGUGACUGGUGGAAUGACUGCAACAAGUCUACAAUCCUUACAAACUCACUCACGCAUAGUUAAACCACCUUUAUCAGUGACAGGUUAUCCUAUUGGACAUAGUCACAGAUUAGAUCUUGGAGACCAGAUUGAAGCAUCUGGUAUUUCUACAAUACGCAUUGAUCAACCAAUAAUGGAUGACUUAAGCGCUCGUCAAAAUGUCUACAACAUGGAAGGAAUGAAGGUUGACUGUGUUGUAAUUACAAAGAAUAGUAAAUAUGUUGUGACUGGUUCAGGAAUGGGUCCACCACAAGUGUGGGAUACUCAGUCUGGAGAUUUAUGCAAAAUUAUGGAUGGUCAAGAAUUUGGAUGUACCGAUUUACAUUUGGCUUGUGAUGACACUGUGCUCGUCGCCCAAGUUGUUGAUGAUAUUGCCGGCUUGGAUACAUUGAAUGAACCGAGUGAAAUUCGUGUGAAGCGCUUACAACUUUGGGAUUUUGCCUCAGGUCGACAACUUGAAAUGCCGAUGGAGAUUAUGUGUACAGCCACGUGUAUAACACGUUCAAGUGAAUAUGUGAUUGUUGCUCAGGUGACACCAGAAGGACCAUCUAUACUUGUAUGGAAUUUACCUGGCAAUCAGUCAGAUCAUAUUAUACCAUAUCAUCCAGUUAAUUCUUUGCUGAAAGAUGCUGUCACUUAUCUAAACAUUUCUAUGGAUGAUCGUUUAGUUGUUGCUGGACUGAAUAAUCCCACUGAUGAAUUGGCCUACUUUAUGGUAUUCGAUUUGACUGCAAGUUAUGUGGGUGUACAUCAGCCUAAGUUUAUUACAUUCAAUGGUAAAUGUGAAGCCACUGAGAUAAUCGGCAACGAUGAAGCUGUUACUGGCACACGUAGAGGUGAAUUAUUUGUUUGGAAUUUAUUAACUGGCCGUGUUAUGCGUCAAAUUCAAAUCAGUGCAACUCUUGAAGGUGGUAAUCCAACUGUCUUACCUCCACACACUGAAACAAUUCAUUGUGUUAAAUUGUCAACUGAUGGACAUUAUUUAGUAACUGGUUCACAAGAUCAGUUGGCUAGAAUAUGGACAAUGCCUGAUGAACGUCUACUUCACACUCUGGAAGGACAUGCUGAUGAUGUACUUAGUGUGGCAGUGUCAAUUGACUCUGAAGUAGUUGUAACAGGUAGUUGGGAUGGUUCUAUUCGUGUAUGGCGUGUAAGAGACGGUAAUCAAAUGUGUUGGUUCACAUCAAAUAUUGAAAUAUUACAAGUUAAAAUUAGCAAUGAUAAACGUGCUUUAGUUGCUCUUGGCGAAAGAAGUGGACAUCGUAAAUUAAUUAUGUUACAAGUAUUACGAAAUCGGACAAGAACUACAACCAAUCUAAGAACAGCUGGUUCACGUAUCACUUCGUCUUUAUCUCCGCCAACACCAGGCUAUUCCCCAUCAUCUCCAGUUGUUAUGGCAUAG
Trichobilharzia szidati is the source of this 7965-nucleotide messenger RNA. The record is from the annotation of a GenBank genome assembly. Lineage: Eukaryota; Metazoa; Platyhelminthes; Trematoda; Strigeidida; Schistosomatidae.